Messenger RNA from Coregonus clupeaformis (lake whitefish), 2490 nucleotides. Its product is annotated as inositol polyphosphate 1-phosphatase. The transcript has 6 exons. Gene Ontology annotation, biological process: phosphatidylinositol phosphate biosynthetic process. The coding region runs from base 389 to 1534 and encodes 381 amino acids. NCBI's taxonomy places the organism in Eukaryota, Metazoa, Chordata, Actinopteri, Salmoniformes, Salmonidae. The record is from RefSeq and is a predicted model, not a curated record. Gene Ontology annotation, molecular function: inositol-1,4-bisphosphate 1-phosphatase activity.
GGCUACAGUAAGUACUACAUUCUAAACUCUGCCCACGUUGUCUACGCAGGAAAAGCCUUUGCGAACUCAGUGGAAAAUCACCUCCGUCCGCCCUUCCCAUACGCAACAUAUGCACCGACGUAAUCAAACAAGAAUAGGCAACUCCUUCCCUGAAGUAAGGAAUUGAGAUCCUCGACAUCUGAGUGUUGCCCGUAGUACAUUUGUUUUUGUAGCGGACUGUAGACUAGCCUACACGGCUUCACGCCCAUUCAUGCAAUCCUCAUCCUGCGUGCAUUGACACAGGCAACAUUUUCAGUGAUCGUGACAGGCCAGCUUCGAAGGGAGAUAGACGAGAAAAUACCAAAGUACGAAUCAGCCGGAACCUUUCCCGGUCAGGUGUCAGGCAGGUAUGGCUGAUCUGCUGAAGCUGCUGCUGCGUGUGGCAGAGAAGGCGGCCAACGUGGCCCGCGUGUGCAGGCAGGAGGCCCCUCUCUUCCAGCUGCUGGUCCAGGAGAAGACUGGGGUGGACAAGAACAAGAAGUUUGUCCAGGACUUCAAGACGUUGGCCGAUGUGGUAAUCCAAGAGAUGAUCCGCCAUGAUGUUGGAGCUCAGUUUCCCGAAAUGAUUGACCAUAUACAAGGAGAGGAGUCUAACCAGUUUGAAAAUGGACUAGGGGAGAGUGUGAUCGUCACAGUGUGUGGGACAGAGAAGGAGACGGCCACGUUGCUGGCCACGGUGCUGGACGGGGACCAGACGGCGGCGACUCUACUGGCAUGUGCCAUCCACCAGGACGCUACGCUCACACUCAAAGACACGGGCACAGACGACCUCCACAUACCCCUCAGCCCCUCUGACCUGGGCAUCUGGAUCGACCCCAUCGAUGCCACUAGCCAGUACAUUGAGGGUCGUGAGGAGGUGGUGGAGGAGGGCCGUCUCUGUCCUUCAGGUCUGCAGUGUGCCCUGGUUCUGAUUGGGGUAUACCUCCGAGCCACUGGGGAACCAGUCAUGGGGGUCAUCAACCAGCCCUUCAACCAGAAAGACCCAACAGGCUGGAAGGGGAAGCAUUUCUGGGGUGUGUCAUGUGGGAGCGUCAAAGCCUGCUCGGUGCUCCGACCUAAAGACAGACCUGCAGAGAGUCCAGGACUAUCAGUGGUGCUGAGCUCCAGUGAGAAGCAGGUGGUGAAGGAGGCCUUGGCCCCUCUGUGUGGGCCUGACAGGCUGAUGUACGCCUCGGGGGCCGGAUACAAGAUCCUGUGUGUGAUCCUGGGCCUGGCUGACGUCUAUGUCCUUUCCGAGGGCAGCACCUUCAAGUGGGACUCCUGCGGCCCCCAUGCCCUGCUCCUUGCACUUGGUGGGGGAAUGCUGGACCUUAAAGAGUGCCUCCGCUCCGGCCACUGUGAGGGGGGGCACCAUGACCAGGGGGAACUGACCUACCACCAAUCCCACUCAGAGAGCCCUGGGGCAGACCGCUGGGCCAACCAGGGGGGCCUGGUGGCCUACCUAGACUGGAAAAUGCUCCAUAUGGUUAUUGGGGAACUGAAGGGCAAGUUUUAAAAGAAGAGGCAUUGAUGAUUGUGAAGGGCACAAGUAUCUGUAUUAUUGCUUAUAGGGCCGUGCUGCUUAAUAUGUCAGUUUUUGGAGGAGCUGUGUUGUUUAAAAAAAAUUUUUAUCGACUAUGCUGUCCAAGUUAUUUUUGAAAAGCUAGAUGUAUAUGCAAAUGUUAAUAUAUAGUAAGGAAUGUAAACAUGUUAAACUGUACCUACAGUAGCUGGUAUGUUAAAGGUGUUUUGUAAAAGAUUAAGCUGCAUCUAACUUUUACAGUUAUUGGUUUUCUCAUUGACAGGAAGCGUGUUGGUGGCAAGCAAAUCUAACUUCAGGAAAGACCUGAGUGCUGUUUUUGAAGUAAAACUUAUUCCAAAGCAAGAUAAUCAGAAUUGAGAUACUGGUAUGAACGGGAACAAGCAUGGUUCAGGGAACAGUAGCACACACUGCACAGCUGAAACAUGCUUUUUGUCUUGGUCAUACCAAAAUGUGGCACAUGGCAAUAACCCUGCUUUUGAUUGGUUAAGGAUCUCUGCUGGACCGGAAUAUCACUUGAUGGCCUAGUUGAAGUUGUGAAGUGGUGGGACAGGGUGACGUUUACUAAAUAUCCAAAGUGUCUCCCUCUUAACAGAAGCACUAAUGGUGUGUGAGAGGCGCGAGAGCAGAGAGAACUCAAAUAAGCCGGCUUCUGGGAAUCUGCAGCGGCCCAGAAAAGGCCUUUUAUGGAAAAGAGGUGCAUUCUACACCGUUUCAAUAGCUCUAGCUGUAUGACUAAGGAUAAGUAAGGGAAGAGGAUGGAAAAACACAUGAGGUGCAGCAAUGAACACUAUCCCCCGUUUCAUUGUUGGUUUACUGUAAAUGAAGGAUUAAACCCCUUUUGAAGGAAUGGAGGGGAAAUGUCAAGUAGCCAGGCUAGUGGAUUUCUGGAGCUAAAGUAGAAUUCAGGAGUAUUUAAACUCAGUCAGGUA